AUGUCUCGUCUACUAGAACUCCCCAACGAGCUCCUUCACGAUAUUGCGCUUUUCGCUUCCUACGACGGUUACAGCCACUCAUGUCUAAAGUCCUUGACUCUUACCAACAAGCGGCUUCGAGAAAUCGCAUUCCCUCUACUGGCACGCCAUUGGGAUAAUUGUGUCUGUGCGACAAUGUUUCAACGACUGGUUCUACACCUUUUUACGUACCCUCAGCAUCGCUCUCAGCUUAGAUCGCUGCAAUUUACGAACAUUUUUUGGUACGCGGAUCCAAUGGUACGCGAGAGACUUAUCCAGUUCCGGGUAUCAUUACAAGAAGAGAUCUUGAACGAGCUAGCAGAGGAAGCCAAAAGGACUCUGCCACAUCUUGCCGAAUCCAAUGAGGACUGGAUUGAUCGCAUCCGACAGGGCUCCAUAGACGCGAUUAUGGUACUGAUCUUGGCCUGGGCAACAAGCUUGACCAAAAUCCGUCUGUGGUUCAGAGAGAUCUGCAUGUCUGAUGACAAAGAUCUGUUGAGUCACUGUUUAUCAAGUCAUCCCCGGCUCAAAUACAUCCAUAUCGACCUGGAAUACUUCCUUCCACUCCCCAAAAACGUGGAUUCAUUCGCGCCAGAUUCUCUAGUCUCUCUACUGCCAGCGUCUCUAACGGGUCUAAAUAUCAGUUGGCUCGCACGAUAUGACAUGCGCAACCGUCCAGACCCGCCACUUCCACGCAGGUAUAACGGAAGUCGGACCUGCUCUCGCAUUAGGGAAGCCAUUGAGAUGUUGCUGCAGGAAGCUGGACCGGAACGCAAAUUCACAGCUGUGACAGUCGCCCAGACAGCCUGA
Fusarium pseudograminearum CS3096 is the source of this 828-nucleotide messenger RNA. RefSeq lists its product as uncharacterized. The record is from RefSeq and is a predicted model, not a curated record. The transcript has 2 exons. NCBI's taxonomy places the organism in Eukaryota, Fungi, Ascomycota, Sordariomycetes, Hypocreales, Nectriaceae. The coding region runs from base 1 to 828 and encodes 275 amino acids.